AGUUACGCCCCUUUCUUGUUACACGGCUGUAGUCUCCACCAUUACAGUUUCUGCGCUUCUCUGCAGUCUUUCAGAUUUGGAAACGUUUUUUUGUUCACACUCAUCGCUGUCGGUCGGGAGGGUGUGGUUCAGAAACAACAGCGAACAUUGAUAAUAUUCAUCGAAAUCAGAUUCUGCUGGAAUCAACAGUAUGAAGAACAAUUUCAAAUUCUUUCAGAUUGUUCUACUAAUGUGCGGAGUGUUUGGUGCUGGAACAGAUGAAGUGGAGACCAUGUCAGUGAUGGAGGGAGAAUCUGUCACUCUGAACCCUGAUCUUACUAAAAUACAGGGAAUUAUUCAGAUGAAGUGGAGGUUUAGAGAUUCACCUUCAGUCAUUGCUCAAAUCGAAAAUAAGAUUUCAUAUCCCACUGUCUCUGAGAUGUUCAAAGACAGACUGAAGCUGGAUCCGACUGGAUCUCUGACAAUCACAAACAUGAGAACUAAACACUCUGGACUUUAUAGACUAGAGAUCGACCACGACACUGGGACCUCACGUUUGAAUUUCAGCGUUAAUGUCUAUGAGUCUCCAGCUGUUAUUGAUGCUUUUAAAGGUGAAAUGAAGAGUGUAUCAGAGACGGAGGGGAAUUCUGUCUCUCUUCAGACUGAUAUUAAAACACACAGAAAAGAGCUGAUAGUGUGGAGGUUUGGAGAUGAAGGAAAACUCAUAGCUAAACAUGAUCUAGAGGCCAAGAGUCCACCAUUAUAUGAUCCUGAUGAGAGAUUCAGAGACAGACUGAAGCUGGAUCAUCAGACCGGAUCUCUGACCAUCACAAACACCAGAUUAUCAGACUCUGGAGUUUAUAAAGUGAAGAUCAGCAGCAGCAAACAGACUUUAAACAAGAGAUUCGUUGUUACUCUCAGCGUUCCAGGUCUGUCUCCAGCUGCUGUAGCAGGGAUUGUUGUCGGUCUGCCGCUGGUAUUUUCAGCUGUCGCAGCUGCUGUUUUUUUUUAUCAUCGUCACAAAGUCUCUAAAUUACAAAAAAAAAUGAAGAAGAUAUUUAAACAACUAGAGCAACUGCCGAAGAUCUCUAAACAGCUAAAGGAAAUGGCCCAGAUCCCAGAGCAAUUGUCCAAGAUCGCUGAAGAAGAAUUGCCGAAUAUACCUGAACAAGAAUUAUUGAAGGUAUCUAAACAACUACUGGAAAUGUUCGAGAUCUGUGAACAAGAAAUGCCGAAGAUAUCUGAACACCUAACGCAACUGCCCAAGAUCUUUGAUCAACUAAAGGAAAUGCACAAGAAACCUGAACAACCAGAGCAGCCGUAUGAAGUGAAGUCAGUGUCAGUGAUGAAGGGGGCGAAUGUGACUCUACAUGCCAAAAUACAGGCAGGAGAUAAGAUAUUCUGGAUGUUUGGAGAUGACAACUGGCUCGUAGAUAAAAACACAGAAGAGAAGUGUGAAGAAGAGUCUGAGUUCAGUGAUGAUAGAUUUAUAGACAUUGCAGAUCUGGAUCAUCAGACUGGAGAUCUCACCAUCAAGACAAUCAGAACUGUCCACACUGGAGAAUACAAACUAAAGAUCAUCAAAAAUGGCAAAGCCUCAUUCAAGUUAUUCAAUGUUACUGUUUCUGCUCAAGUGAAUGAAUCAGUGCUGGAGGGACGUCCUGUCACUCUGAACUAUGAUACUGAAAUACAGAAGGAUGAUGAAAUACAGUGGAAGUUUGAAGAGAAACUCAUCGCUGAAAUGACUGGAGAGAACCGUAAGAAUCCUCAAUGGACUGAUGAUGAAUUCAGAGACCAAAUGAAGCUGGACCCUCAGACUGGAUCUCUCAUCAUUCAACAAACCAGACCUGAACACUCUGGAUUAUAUAAACUAGAGAUCAAGACCAGAGAUUAUUCAACAUUCAGACUCUUCAGGCUUAUUGUCUGUGUGAAUAAAUCAGUGCUGAAGGGAGAUUCUGUCACUCUGAACUAUGAUACUGAAAUACAGAAGGAUGAUGAAAUACAGUGGAAGUUUGGAGAGAAACUCAUCGCUGAAAUGACUGGAGAGGACCGUGAGAAUCCUCAGUGGUCUGAUGAUGAAUUCAGAGACCAAAUGAAGCUGGACCCUCAGACUGGAUCUCUCAUCAUUCAACAAACCAGACCUGAACAUGCUGGAUUAUAUAAACUAGAGAUCAAGACCAGACAUUAUUCAACAUUCAGAUUCUUCAGUCUUACAGUCUUUGGUGAGUAACACAAAGUGUUUCAG
Megalobrama amblycephala (Wuchang bream) is the source of this 2224-nucleotide messenger RNA. RefSeq lists its product as uncharacterized. Lineage: Eukaryota; Metazoa; Chordata; Actinopteri; Cypriniformes; Xenocyprididae. The record is from RefSeq and is a predicted model, not a curated record. The transcript is spliced from 18 exons. Bases 191 to 2209 code for a protein of 672 amino acids.